This is a messenger RNA of Thermothielavioides terrestris NRRL 8126, 2631 nucleotides long. RefSeq lists its product as uncharacterized. The record is from RefSeq and is a predicted model, not a curated record. The transcript is spliced from 3 exons. Lineage: Eukaryota; Fungi; Ascomycota; Sordariomycetes; Sordariales; Chaetomiaceae. The coding region runs from base 1 to 2631 and encodes 876 amino acids.
AUGGAAGCCGCGAAUGCCCACUAUCACAAUGGGCACGGCCAGCAGUCGGGCCCCCCAUUGCCUGCGUCGCCCACGCUCACGAACCCCGACAUGAUCUUGCCCGACUACGACGACCGCAGCGACUCCCCCGACCCCGACAUGAACCGCGCGAGCCACCCGUCGCUGAUGAUGUGGAAGAACGCGCAUGACUCCUCAACGGCAGGCCCCGAUAUCCAUCAGAUGUUUGUCGCCACGGGCCUGGCUGGGCCGCGCCCGUACGGCCCCGCCGGCCCCGUCACACCGACGACACCCAUCAUCUACGGGAACGGCACUAUGCUAUCCGACAUUGGGGAGGUCACCGAGGUCGAGAGCACGGUUGGGAAGCCCUCGCCGACGCGGACAAAGUCCGGCAUUCGCAGGCCCGGGUCUCCGACGCGUAUAGGCGUGAAUGACGUGGCGCGCCGGUCAUCACCGACCAUGGGUUCGUCGGCCGUAAGCAAAAAGAAGUCCAAGCAGAGCCUGACUGCGAAGCGCGAACGCCGGGGAAGCAUGGACAGCGACAGCACCAUCACGACGCAAGACCACCAAGGACUCUUCGCCGACUUCGACGAUUCCGUCAGCGUGGGCGAUAGCGUCUUUCAAGGGGACGACGAAGAGAGCAUGGCCUCGUCCUACGUCGAGGGGACCGCCGCCGUCGAGCCUGCCCGGCCGGGGGUGGCCAAGCCGGAUAACGUUGACCGCCUGUCCACAUACUCGACAACCUCGCUAAGCCGGCGUGCGGAGGAGAUCCUCGCGAAUGCAAAGAGAAGGUUGACGACAAUGGAGGGCAAUCUGACCCGAGCGCGUAGCUCGUUGCAAUACACGUCCCCGUACGGCUCUGACGGGUCGACACCCUCCCCGCCUCUCCAGAGAGCGGCCACGGCCAUGUAUCCGUUGGCAAAUGGAGCGGGUUCCAGCGCAUCUACCGCCGACUCCGCUCCGGGACACACGCGAAUGUCCAGCGAUGUCGCCAUGCGAAAUGGCCUGCCCUAUCGUGUUACGUUACCGAGAUCGCAGAGUGCGCUUGGAGCCGCUGGUGGCUACAGGCAGCCAUUGACGGCGUCGAGGAGCGUUGACUAUAUCCGCGGGGACAAGGAGGAGGAAUCCCAUCGCCGCACCCCCAUCGCGAAUUCCCUCCAGGAGACCGGCCUGAAACCGCUCACGGAGGCUGAAGUUGCCCGGCUUGGCGAAGCCGACAGCGCCAGCCAAAACGCGCGGCUUGAAGCCAACCCCCCGAGCAGGAACCCGUGGAACGGCGAGGAGUCAAGCGUGGAUGGUGACGCUAGGGAGCAUAAUACAGGGGACGAACACGCCGAGGGGAACGAUACGGAUUACUUUGAUGCAGAACAUGAGGUGCACCCCGAGCAAGCAACCGCCCGGGUCACAGACGCCGGAUCCCUAUCUCCUCCUGCUCCUGCUCUCGAAGCCGAGGGUGAAGUGCAAGACGACGGUUCGGACAUGCUCACGGAAAACGGUGACGUGGACGAGGACCAACAAGACGAAUUCCACGACGCCGAUGAGGCCGAUUACAUGAGCGAGAGCGGGGAAUCUCUCUAUCACGACACUGUUCAGCACCAGAUCUCGCACGAGGACCGUGAGGAUGCAUUCGACUACGAACACUUCUUCCUGCACAGCGCCUUGGGUACCAUGAGCCUGAGAAGGCGAGCGAGCAGCGAGAGCCUGACCUCGGAGGACUCGGUUGAGACGACGCGAGGCCCUGUGGCAAACGAGACCAAGAGCGACGACGGCAGCGCUGCGGAACCCCGUGUCUGGAGCAGGCGGAACAGCAGCAACUCGAUAUCGACCAUCGACACUUUCGCCACCGCUCACGAAGGUCGGUCUCUGAAAUCCCCCGCCCUGUCCGAGGAAGUUCCCAAUCCGCCCACCAGGACGAACGAGGGCUCUAUCAGAGCUGCCUCUGCCCAGAGCCACAGAUACCGCUCCGGAAGCACCGCGACAACCAAGAGGCGGUCCUUCAAUACUGGCAGCACACGCCCGUUGACCUCCCAGACGGGGGCUCGCGACAGCGACGGCUCCAUCUCCCCCAUCGCCGAGGAAGGCCGCUCUUCCUCGGUUGCCGAGACCCACGCGUCUCAAACGAGCCGUCGCCUGUCCGUGAUCCACCGCCCCAUCUCGACGGCCAGCUCCCUCCACCGGCCUUCGAUCUCCUCGUUCGACUCGGUUGGCACAAACCGCAGCUUCCCGCUGGUCAACAAGACCUCCCUCCCGGGCUCCAAGAAGGCGAACAGCACGGGCGUGCUCACGCCGCGCGACUCGCCCGACCAGGAGCUGAACACCAUCGCGAGCAGGCUGAUGAGCGACCUGGGCAGCGCAGCAGCCGAGCAGCAGCAGCACCACCACGGGGCCGCGGCGAACGGCGGCGGCGGCGGCGGCGAGGCCAAGAUGAUGGCCUUCGGCCCGCACCCGCUCGAGGCCCUCCUCAGGGAGGACAAGUACUUGGUCGAGCGGCUCGUCGCCAGCGUCGGCCGCUGCGUGCUCGGCCUGACCGAGAACGGCCGCGCCAGCGCCGAGAGCCGCAUGUACCGCCGCCGGCUCAACGCGGCGAUGCGCGUGCUGGAGGGGUUUGACGCCGCUGAUGACGACGCGGUGUGA